AUGCUGUCAAUGAGUAUAAUCAUCAUCGGUGGGGCGGCCGGCGGAAUGUCCGCUGCGCUUCGAGCGCGACGCCUAGAUGAGAAUGCAUGCAUUACAUUGAUUGAGCAAGGAGACUAUCUAGGUUACGCCAACUCAGGUCUGCCGUCGUCAGUAGGGGGUGUGAUUAAAACCGACACCCUUCUUAUCCACCAGUCAGCGGCGGGCAUAACGGAACGAUUCAACAUCGACGUGCGAGAACACACUGAGCUAGUAAGCAUCGCAAAAGAGCGACAUUUGAUACAAUUACGAGGGUCGAAAACGAACGAAACAUAUUGGUUGUCUUAUAACAAACUGAUUCUCGCGCAAGGUGCUUAUCUCGAGCCCCCACAAGUGCCAGGCAUUGAGAGCGAGAAUGUUUUCCCGUUCCAGACUAUGUUGGAUCUUUAUAAGAUCAAGGAUUAUGUUUCUACACACUGUUGCCGAUCAGCUGCGAUUAUUGGUGGCGGAUAUGUUGCUCUGAAGGCCGUUGAAACCCUGCACAAUUUCGGACUCCAAAUCAGCAUCAUACAUUCCCAAGCUCGCGCUUUUCAGGACUUUGACUUUGAUACGGCCAAUGUGAUAAUGUCCGAGCUUAUCAAAAAUGGAAUUCGGGUCUACCUAGAUGCAAAGCUCCAGCGUAUCGGCAUAGGAGUUGUUAAAGACGGCUUUGUUGUUAUACUAGCCAACGAAUCUAGCAUUCCUGCCGAUCUUGUUAUUAUAGCGACCGAUCUGACACCUCGAACGGAAAUUGCUAGGGAUUCAGGCCUCAAAUGCAAAGAUAGUGUUCUUGUCAACGAGUUCAUGCAGACUAAUGACCCUGACAUUUAUGCGGUCGGUGACAUGACGGAGACAACCAACUCGGUCUCCCUAAUGUCGAAUCGUCUACCUCUUGGUGGUACUGCGAGUCUGCAAGGCCGGCUCGCAGCUGAUCAUAUACUGAAACGUGUGACUCCUUAUCGUGGCCAUAUAGGCAUAUAUAGCUGCAAAGUCCACAGCUUAACUGCAGCUAUGGUCGGACCAUCGUUGGAGAAGCUCAGACAAGUCGGAUAUCAUCCUCAGUUUGUGACGGUCCAUGUUCCGGACCACGCUGGCUAUUAUCCUUCAGCCCAACAGAUAACCCUGAGAUUGACCUUUCAGCCCGGCAAUGGAAAUCUUCUAAAUGCACAGAUUGUUGGUCGAACAGGGGUAGAUAAACGAAUUGACGUGCUGUCCGUUGCAUUACAGAGCGGCCUAACCGUUUUUGACCUGGAAAAUCUGGAGCUCUCAUAUGCCCCUGAAUAUGGCUCGGCAAGAGAUCCGGUGAACGUCUUGGGUAUGGUCGCAGCUAACUUACUCAGAGGAGAUCUACAUACUGUCACGGCUGGUCAACUGGAUGAUCAGAUCGAUGACUGGCAGAUCAUAGAUGUACGGUCUCCCGAAAGUUUUGCUCAAGGCCAUAUUCGGUCAGCAGUCAAUAUCCCUAUCGAUGCCCUGCGCCAUAGUUUAGCUUCCAUCAACAAGGGCCGACCUGUGGUGGUCUACUCUCGUGUUGGCUAUCAUGGCUACCUUGCCUACCGAACUCUGAUUCAGUUAGGGUAUAAAGUCUUCAAUCUGGAUGGAGGAUUCAAAUUAUUCCUUGAGGGUGGGUCAAGAAUCGGUCUUUUAUCUAGGAAAUAG
Molecule: messenger RNA, 1674 nt
Organism: Penicillium daleae
Lineage: Eukaryota; Fungi; Ascomycota; Eurotiomycetes; Eurotiales; Aspergillaceae
Product: putative pyridine nucleotide-disulfide oxidoreductase
Exons: 1
Coding region: 1-1674 (557 amino acids)
Molecular function (GO): flavin adenine dinucleotide binding; oxidoreductase activity
Source: RefSeq, a predicted model, not a curated record